AAGAUGCCCAGUGUAACCACUGCCUCAUUUUAUCUCUUCCUGAUUCUCGCCUUGACCAUCCAAUUCUUGCUCCCGUCGCCCCCAGCUAAAAUGGCCUCGCCCAACAAGCCGUGGGCCGACACGCCGUGUAAACUCGUCACGACGCCGCAAUAUGCCACGAAAAAAACCGACAUUUUCUCCACCGGCGCAACACACAUGGCGCACAUCCACAACGCUAUUCUGCGCGGCUUCAACUCGAUCUACCUGCAGGCGCCGCACGUGCUGGAUGCGGAUAAAGCGCCGUUUUUGGGUUACGCGCUGACGUGGUACCGGUUUGUGAAGAGCCAUCAUGAUGAUGAGGAGGAGGAGUUGUUUCCGGCUGUGGCGCGGGUGCUGGGGGAUGAGCGUGUUUGGAGGGAGACGCAUAGGGAACAUGAAGCCUUCCUAGAUGGUCUCGCGCAAUACGAAGACUACCUAAACAGCGUAUCCGGCACGCCUAGCGCCUUCAACGGCACGCAGCUGCAAGCGAUAAUGGCCUUGUUCCAAGAGGCCUUUUGCACGCAUUUCCACAGCGAAAUCAGCACCAUUGCCGCCUUUGCAGAGCACCCGUCCGCACCAGCGCCGCACAGCGCCGACGCGGAAAACGCAGCCGCCGUGUUCAAAGCGUGGGGCAAGAAGACGGUCAUGAAGGCUGGGACCCUCGACGUCGUCCCGUUUUUCCUGCUCAAUCUCGAUGCUGAGUAUGAGGACGGCUUGUGGGCGGAUUGGCCGCCCAUGCCUAGACCGGUGCGCUGGGGCUUGGUGAAUGUGGGUGGGAGCGUGCACUGGUCGUGGUGGAAGUUUGCGAGCUGCGAUGCGAGUGGGAAACGGAGGGAGUUGUAUGCGCUGGGACAAGGGGAGAGUAAUAAAUAGUAACGUGUUUGGUACGGGAAUUCGUGGUGCAGUUUCUCCAUGUUUCGUGCUCCAGACUCGUUUCCCGUAGUGCUGAAUGGAAAGGGGAAACAAAAGUAUCGGGGGCGGUGGUGAUAAUACAAUAACGAAUUGAUAAGUUUCCAA
Molecule: messenger RNA, 1035 nt
Organism: Exserohilum turcica Et28A
Lineage: Eukaryota; Fungi; Ascomycota; Dothideomycetes; Pleosporales; Pleosporaceae
Exons: 3
Coding region: 91-891 (266 amino acids)
Source: RefSeq, a predicted model, not a curated record